AUGCCGAUUGCUUCCAACCCCGCAGCCACCACCACCACCGUAAACGCUGAAGAGGCUCGCCCGGACACACCGUAUCCGGAAUCGACCACACCGAGGGCGGGGACGCCUGAGCCCAAGGCACUCUUGGCUGUGAUUCGCCAAAAGGAGCUGUGGGGAGAUGAAGGGCGCCCGCCCGGGAAUGGAACGGCCGACCGUACUGGGCACCAAAUGAGUCCUCUUCCAAUGGGUCCUCUGAAUUUGACAGAGAAAUACGACGUCCCCAAUGAAGAAGACGAUCGAGAAAUGGUUUCGAAACUUGACACGUCGCUAACACAUACCGUAAUCCUAAAGAAUGUUCUGGCGACUCUGUGA
This is a messenger RNA of Caenorhabditis remanei, 351 nucleotides long. RefSeq lists its product as uncharacterized. The transcript has 4 exons. NCBI's taxonomy places the organism in Eukaryota, Metazoa, Nematoda, Chromadorea, Rhabditida, Rhabditidae. The record is from RefSeq and is a predicted model, not a curated record. The coding region runs from base 1 to 351 and encodes 116 amino acids.